Messenger RNA from Ostrea edulis (European flat oyster), 9070 nucleotides. RefSeq lists its product as uncharacterized. Bases 621 to 7685 code for a protein of 2354 amino acids. The transcript has 15 exons. NCBI's taxonomy places the organism in Eukaryota, Metazoa, Mollusca, Bivalvia, Ostreida, Ostreidae. The record is from RefSeq and is a predicted model, not a curated record.
ACCUACAGGGUUUAGUUCUUCCAAAAAAGUUGUGUAUGGGAAAGUUAGCAACAGUAAUAAUGUUUACAAGAAUUUACAAAAAAAAUCAUGAUGUAUAUUGAAUUUAAAAUAUUUUGGGGACCAAUAUUAUGAGUUGAGGACCAAACAAGGGGGAAAAAAAAUUAGGCUAAAAAAAUUUUUUUUUAGUCGUCCCCGUUUUGUCCCUCGAGUUAUCCCCCUUUUCAAGUUUUCAGAGAGUGGAGUCUCAUUUAGACACUUACAUCCUUGCCAUCGAUGUAAACAACGUCAGCGGACGCGAUAGAAAAGUGAGUGGUCUACAUGCCACUGUUACCCAUCUUUGCAUGGGAUGUGCCACUUUGACGAAUCAGGGAUGAACUAAGGGAAAGAAAGUUUUGCUGUCAGGCGGCAGCAUGUAAAUCGAUUUAAAGCGAGCCGUGCUGAACAGGUUCACACACGCGAAAUUUCAAAGGAAAAAGUGUUGAAACUUUGUAACUUUUUGUGCAUCAUUCAAAAAAGUCAGUGGCACAUAUAUUUAUAGAAAUACUUGUUUUACAACUUACAACGAUAAAAAUGUGAAUUCUAAUGAAUGGGUUAAUGGUGUGUUUUGACCGUUGACAAGAAUGGAUAUCGCCGGGUUGUUUAGUGUGUUGAUGGUACUGGCAUCACGUAUUGGGAGUUUGAGUUCCCAGUCCACGAGUGAUUCCAUACAAGGUGACAGUGUGCUACUAACCCCAUCUACAACAGGAAGUGUAACCAUGGAUACUAACUCAAUAUUUACUACAAUAUCGGAGACUAACAUAGUGUCAACAGUAUUAUCAGAAACUAACCAAGUUACCACUGUAGUAUCAGAGACUAAUCUUAUACCAACAACAGCAUUCCAAACCACUGUAGUAUCAGAGACUAAUCUUAUACCAACAACAGCAUUCCAAACCACUGUAGAAUCAGAGACUAAUCUUAUACCAACAACAGCAUUCCAAACCAGUGUACUGACUUCCUCCAUAUUACAAAGUAGUUUACUUUCCUAUGUAACAUCAUCAACUUCUGUAGUGAAUUCUGUAGCAUCAAACGCAAAUAUUGUGCUCGGUGCUGCGACAGAGGCCUCGAGGACUUCAUCUGUUGAACCAACACAAAGUUAUUCAUCAAAUUAUGAACAGAUUUCAUCUCUACAAACAUCACAGAUAGACCAAAGCUCAGGAACAGCAACCAGUAUCUUCCAACCAGCCAGCAGCUCGAGCCACAUCCUCACAACCUCUAUCAUUAGUCAGCAGGGUCCCGUUGUUGUGAUGUCUGCAACAUCAUCAGUGGUUGGGACGUCUGCAAUAUCAGUGCAACCAGCCAGCAGCUCGAGCCACAUCCUCACAACUUCUAUCAUUAGUCAGCAGGGUCCCGUUGUUGUGAUGUCUGCAACAUCAUCAGUGGUUGGGACGUCUGCAAUAUCAGUGCAACCAGUCAGCAGCUUGAGCCACAUUCUCACAACUUCUAUCAUUAGUCAGCAAGGUCCGGUUGUUGUGACGUCUGCAACAUCAUCAUUGGUUGGGACGUCUGCAAUAUCAGUGCAAGCAGUCAGCAGCUCAAGCCACAUCCUCACAACUUCAGUCGUAAGUCAGCAAGGUUCAGUGGUUGUGACGUCUGCAACAUCAUCAUCAGUGCUUGUGAUGUCUGCAAUAUCAUCAGUACAGCCAGAGUCAAGUAACAAUAUCCUGAUUUCAUCCAGUGUGCAGACAAUGAGUCAGCAGUCCUCAUCCGGUUUGACCAUUCAGUCACCACAGUCUAGCAGUGAGACGUAUGUUGAAUCCUCUGUGGAUACAACAAGUGGAAUAACGUUUGUGGCAUCCACAACAAAGUCCCCUUCUUUAACAUCUUCAUCCAGUGUGAUAAUUUCAUCCACUAGUGCUGUUGAUUUGACAGCCUCUUCUACACAACUGCAGUCUUUAGAAACAUCAAAAGUAAUAACUUUGUCCUUAUCCUCCAUACUAACAUCAUUAGAGACAGGAAGUAACACCAUUACAGAAUCUGUUUCAGCUACAAUAUCAGAAUCAAUAACAUCUGUAGUGAUCCAGACUUCGUUUCCAGCAGCUAUGUCUUCUACACCAGAGUCUGGAAUCUCCACUCAGAAUCCACAGACAUCAGCCCUGUCCUCUUCACACGAAUCCUCAAUGACAUCAACAGCCACAAUAGCAACCAAUAGUCUCAAUUCAAUUUCACAAAGUCCAGCAUUAUCACAAGAGUCCACACCUUUAGAGACAGUUUCGCCCACUGCUGCAUUGGUAUCCAAUAUACAGAGUACUGAGGCUAUAAUCCCAUCCUCUCUAACAUCAUUAAGUCCUCAUGAAAAUACCAGUCCAGUGACCGCAUCAUCAGACAGCGGUGACCUGAGUGUCUACACAUCUUUGAUGUUAUCUUCGUCUGUAACAUUAGAAAGUGUAAAUACCAUGACAAUUAGUACAGCAAUUUCAUCUAGUGCCAUCUCUCCGUCAUCGACAUUGUCAUCUCUUACAAUCUCAACAACCUUAAUCAAUUUACAAUCAUCUAGCUUCGUAAGCAGUAUUUCUAGUGAUACUAGUGCUGUGUUAUCAUCUAGCCAGUUAGUUACUAGUAUGAGUGGAAUGUUUGAUGCUAGCACAACUGUAGUGAUUAACCCAACAUCAAGUCUGUCCUCAGUUUUAGGGUCUGCCAGUGAAUUUUCAUUUGGAACAACUUCCUCCAUGGAGAGCUCAUUGAUUCAGUCUUCAGUAGAAAGCAGCAAGGAAACAAUAGCCUUUACCACAGCAGCUUCAUUAAGCCCUUUAUUGACCAUUGGGUCUCUGUCCACUUUAUCAAUGACAUUGGAAUAUGAAUCCUCAGUCUUUGAACCUUUCUCAUCAUCAAGUGAUAUUCAACCCUCAUCAGCUAUGUCUACGACAACAACAGACAGCAGCAUAUUGCUAUCUAGUUUGGCUGAAUCACGGUCGCUCGUUUUGAAUGUUUCAGAUGUAGAAGUGUUAACUCCUUCAACAGUAAUAUUCACCACCACACAAGUGAGCCCAGUAACUUCUACAUCAACUGCAAUGCAGAUGAGCUCUGAUUUCAUGAUAAGUGCCACCAGUGCCACAGAUUUACCUUCUGUAGCUUCAUCUUCAGUGAGUUUUGGUUUAUAUUCAAGUCUAAUGGAGAACAACACCUCCACUCCAUCCUCACCCCAGUCAAUGGCUACAACUGAGGCUCUGACAAGCAGUGCAGUAUUAUUUGAGAGUUCAUCACUGACAACAGCAACAUUUACAGUGACUCCAACAUUUACAGUGACUCCUACCGACAGUUUUGUUGUGACAACUCCUCUCGUGAACCUCACUGUCUCACCCAGUGACACAAUCCUGAUAACAGUAACACCAUCCAGUGAAUUUAGUACUACAACAAACAACAUCACAUCAAUACUGGAGGUGUCUUCUGCUCCUGGAACACUGGUACCAAGUACCUUAGUAACAGCAGACAGCAUGGGACCUACUGAGGUGUACUCAUCAAGAUUAAAUAUUUCAACACCGGCUAUUCCUAUAGCUUCAUCAUUGCCAACCUCCAUCUCCUGGUCAACUGUAGCAAUGACAUCAUCAACAGUGACAAGUAUUUCUGUCAAUGUAUCCAUGUUGGAACAAACUACACAGCUUCCAACAAUGGAUGUGUCUUCAUUCCCAACUACAGCUGUCUAUGCAACUGAAUCUUUGGAAUCUGGAACCGUGGAAAGUACCCCAGUAUUGUCAAAUUUCACACCAACAGGUCUGCCCACUUUUUCCACAACAAUGGUUUCAACAGGAAAUCUGUCAGAAAUGUUUGCGUCAACAGCAUCAGUGGUCUCAAGUAGUACAUUUACACCAACCUCGCUUGUGACAUCCUCCCUCUACCCGUCAGCCGACCUUGAGAAUCAAACAACAGUUCUGGAGUCCAGCACACCCUCAUCAAUCUUUGAAGAAUUGGUGUCUGUAUCUUCAUUUGAAAAUGUGAGCAGUUUGUUUUAUUCAACCCCUUAUAUACCGAGCAGUGAGCUAAUUGUGAUGUCAUCGUUAACAGGGUCAUUGGACUCUUCUAUGGUACUUCUGACUUCCAGUUCACUUCUAGCUUCUAACCUAAGCCUGGAAUUCUCAAGUGAUUUCCUCGAGUCAACAUCUAUGCCUGAGGUCAACAUGACAGAAACUCUGAGCAGCCUCACUGACCAAAUCACAAGUGGAUUGUUUUCAUCAACAAUUUCACCAAGCCUUUCAAAUUCUUUAUCAACAACUGAGAAAUUAAAUUCAAGUAGUGUGCACCAAAUAGUAUCCACUAUAUCAACAGAACUAACACUGAUAAGCAGUAGUCCAACAGUUACUAAUAUAGAGACAAUUACCCCAAGCUUCUUGUCAAGUAGUCCAUUAACAACCAGCACAAUUAUCCCUACAACACUGGAUACUGAUAGCAUGUCCACAGCAGUGAAUAUGUCUGCUGUGUCCACUCCAGUACUAACAAACUCUACAAUAGUUGUACCAACAUCUAGUGGGGCAAUGUCUUCAGUAUUUGUGAGUGGACUACUAACAAGCACAGGAAUGGUGUUUGAGAGCACUAGUGGAGUGUCUACAGAUUUAUCUAACCUGGUGAUAGAACAUUCUUCUUCACCUCAAGUGAUAAGCUCAAUAUUCUCUACAGAAGUUCAAAGCUCUCCACAGCAAACUGUCAUCAGUUCUCAAACUUCAAGUGUAUUAUCUUCCAUACUUGUGGCAACAACAGUGCCAUUAAGUUCAGCUAUGAUACCAACGGCUGUUCCAGGCACCUCCCAGAUUGUUUCUUCAUCUGUUUUAAGUACUCACCAGGUGCUGUCUACUAUUGUUCAGAGUGCAUCUACUGCUGUUUCAGAAACCUCCCUACCUUUAUUUUCCUCCACCCCAGUGACUACUGUAGCUCCUGUUAGCUCAAUAGAGAUUUUGAGUUCCACCCAGUCAGCAGUGUCAGCUUCAGAGUCCACUAUAACAACACCCACCAUAUCUUCUGCACCAGAAAUAUCCACUACAACAACACCAUUAGUAUCCUCUACAACAACACCGGUAGUAUCCUCUACAACAACACCAUUAGUAUCCUCUACAACAACACCGGUAGUGUCUACAACAACAACACUAGCAAUAACCUCGACAACAAUACCAGCUGUAUCCAGUAUAACAACACCAACAGAAUCCUUGACAACACCAUCAAUAACAUCAACACCAGCAGAAUCCUCGACAACAACAGCAAUAACCUCAACAACAACAGAAUCAAUAUCCUCAGAUAUCAGUCCCUCUCCAUCUUCUCCCAGUGUUUCAACAUUUAUUUCAUCAACAGAACAAAUUACAAGUACUCCAACAUUAAGCCAAAGUAUAACACCAUCACAAGCUUCAACAAGUCAAUUACCAGAGUUAUCAAGUGUCCAGACCAGUGUUCCGGAAGUUUCCACUGCAGUGACGUCUCGGGUUCUCUCCAGCUCUGUAUCAACAGUGGAUGCUGUCACGUCCGUCCUGAACCCAAGCUCUUCAGUUGAGGUAACUACAACAGCCACUGAGGUUUCAUCGUUGUCUGCAACAGUGCCAUCAUCAUCAGCUGUCACAGAGAGCACGACAGAUAGUUCCUACACGACAGAGAGUUCGUACACGACAGAGAGUUCCUACACGACAGAUAGUUCCUACACGACAGAUAGUUCAAACACAACAGAAGUUCCUUCUACAGCAACAACAAAAACGACAACACCAAGCACAACACCCAGUCCAUCAACAACAGCUGAUGUUGUCAGAACUUUCUGGGUUGUUACAGUUUUGAAGAUCCCCUUGACUGAGGAUGUCAAAAAUGAAACUUUCAUUUUGUCCAUGGAACUGAAACUGGGAAGAGCAUUUGUGGAUGCCUUUGAAAGACAGAAGCAGAUUGCUGAAGGGUCGUACAAUCCACUUCGUCGCAAACGUGCUACACAAGUGCAAGAUACAGUGGUGGAUAUAGUAAAUGCUACCAGAACACAGGGAACAGGAAACGUGACCUUUGUUUACACGAUCACAAAGAAUGGAACCCAGAUUCGAUCCGAGGAGGCUGUUAGGACACUUGGGUUGCUCAGCGAUCAGGAAAUGGCUCUAAAACUUGGAUAUGUUGUGGCUGAAAAAGCCAGCACUUACUAUGGAAGGAGCAGUUCUGGUUACAUACCAUCUGAUGAUAACAAUCUGUGGGUGGUAGGUGUGGCGGUCAGUGCGGUUGUUCUGAUCAUCAUCGUCAUCUGGGUGAUCUUCUGCUUCAUCAUCAAAAAACGAGGACCUGAGAGUACGAAAGAUGAACCAGCUCACCUUUUAAGAAUGAAAGGUGGAACAAAGGAUGAUGAGUCAUUAGAGAUGGUUCAGUCACCUAGCAACUCAACCCAGAAUAUGAAAAAGAGGCAGUCUUAUGCAGUCACAAAGGAUGAAGAUUUAGAGGACCCUACAUACGCCACUGUCAAAAAGCAAGGCAGAAAGUCAAGAGAGGAUUCUACUGCAGGAGAAUCUGCUACCUUGGCCUCAGACGACACAGGACUGAUACCAUCACCCAGUAAAAGGGGGAAGCGGAAAAAGAAAAAGAGACCACCCUCAGAUGAUUUUGAUGACAUAGAAAGGGAGACUUACUUAGGUACUUCAUCUUCACCUCAGCGAGUCAGAGAGCCGAAAUCAUUGUCUCUGGAGGAUGAAACAGAGUAUCAAAGGAGAGUCGCAGAGGAGAGAAGAAAAAAUAAAAAAAGAUUGAGAGAAAAGAGAAGGAGAGAAGGACAGAAAAAGGAAGACACUGGGGACAUGAUGAAGGAAUAUCUCGCUGUUCAGGAGGAAAUUGACGAUGAGUUAGACAUUAUUCCUCCACCAGACAGAGGAGAGCCAGACGUUCUCAGAAGCACAUCAAAAGGUUCCAAGAAAAGAAAGAAGAAAAAAGCAGAAGGAGAAAAGAAUGAAGGGUUUGAACCAGAGAACCUCUCCAAUGCCAAAAAGAGAAUGCACAAACUCCUGGACGAUGCUUUCGCUUUAAUUUCUCCUCAGCUGGAUGAUACAAACCAAGAGGAACUCAAACCAGAGAAGAAGCAUGAACCUAUGUAUAUUAAUCCAAGUUACCAUGGCGCCCGGAGGGAGGGGCUAACUACCUGGAGCCCAUACAGAGCUGCAGAUGACGUGACAUUAAUCUCCAUGCCAAAGACUGUACCUCCUGGAGAUGAGGCAGAUAGAAAGGGUCCGCACUCCAAGCGACCAGCUGUAAACCUCCCAGAACCAGUGCCAAAUGCUUCCUCAUACACCACAGAACCCCCUAAACCAAUCAUUCUGAGGACGCUCAGCAAAGAAAAGUCCUCUUCAAAACGCUCAACGGACUCCAAACCCUACCUGCAUAAUGGUUUUGGUUCUCGUGAAGAAUCCAACAGUGAUAAACUGAAAUCAAGUAACACUACUCACAGUGGGCCAGGAAGAGCUAAGUCUGCCAAUGGUGAUCUGACCCAGAAACCACCCAUUCAGCAUCAGAAGCCGUUCAAGGUCACUCCGGAGGGAGAGGACAUAACAGAUGUUGUAUCCAAAAGCAUUCACGCUGGGGAGACCCCGGAGAACACUAUUACAGCAGUGAGGAAUGAACUACAAAACAUUGCUCAUCCCACAGUUGUGUCGGUGAAAUCGGGGAAGGCGGGGGGCUGGACUGGGUUUUCCUCGGGGGGCAUGGCAGAUAUAGCAUAGGCAGAAUUCUCAACUCAACCCACGAGGGUUUGGAUCAGCUAAAGGAAGUGAUGGGGUCUACUGUCAGUUCCUCCCUAGCAAGCAAUCAUACCUGUGACCCAGUACAGUGUACUGAGAACAUCUGUAUAGGUAUAGGUAUUUUAUAACUGAAUGUAGAGGUAGGUUUAUGAAAUAAACAGGAGAUGCGCCAUAUAAGUCUGAUUUUCUAAAAAUCUUAUGUUUUUAUGGUGUGAUGAUCAAAUAAUUGUAGACGAACGCUGAGGAAAGCCUGAUAUGGUAAUUUUAUAAAGCUGUAAAUAUUUUUGAAAGGUUCGUUUCGAAAUCAUGCAUUAUGUAUUUUACAAUCAGUACAUACUCUGAUGAUUUGUGCAUCAACAUACUGUUAUCUUUAUUGUUAAUUGUUGUUAAGAAAGAUGCGAUGAGGACCAAAUUCGCUUUUAUUACAUUUUUCUCACAGUUUACAUCAUUUAUAUAUCUCUGUUUAUCUACGAUUCUAAAAACGUGGUUGGUCAUGUCUCUAAUUAAGGUGAAUGUACACUGUUUGGUUGAAGUGUUUAAUGGUUAUAAAAAAUUGUUGUUGACAUUAUUUUUGAAAAUGGGGAAUCAGAUAUUUAUGUGCUGCCAUGCAAACAAAACAAUGAACUGCUACUUAAAUUUAUUUUUAUAUAACAAAUAGCAUUCUCAAAUUAUUUUUAGACAUUGCUUUUUUUUUCUUGUUAUUUAUUGUGUAAACUUAUUUUUUAUAUAAAGUGAAUUUUUAUCAGAAUUUGAGAAAAAGUUAGAAACAUUCCCAGUGAAGUGUGAUAAAUUUGUUAUUGAUUCAUUUUUAGAUUGUUUUCUUUUAAAUCAUCACAUUUUUUCAAGCAUUUUGUUGUUUAUGCUUUUAAAUGCCUUUCCAUUCUCUGCAGUUUGUUUGGAAUAUUUCAGUAACUAAACAUCUUUUAAAAUUACAAUGGAUACAGGAUAUUUAUAUUACAUGAAAGCUGGGAAUAUCACCACCCAUCAAAUUAGUAGAUUUAAGCAUUUUCGUAUUUUGUCUUUUAAAAUUUUUAAAAAAGAAUUGUAGGACUACCACCAUUUGAAACUUUCCAACCUCAAAAAAGAAAAUAUGAUUACUAUUUUGUAUGAAAUUGUUACAUUAUGUUCUCAACUAAUUUUUUUUUUGGUUCAGAUUUUUCCUACUAAUUUAAUUCCUUAUUUUACAAAAAGCCAGUACAAACAUUCCGAUGUUUUCCACAUGAUAUUGUUCCCGGUAACUGCAUGAACUGGGUUGUAAGUCUUAGUGCUGAACGAUGUGAUAUUAUGUGUAUAUUCUUGCACAAAACAAAUUUAUUCUACUUAAUGACAGAUCUGUUAUUUAUGAUCUUAAUAAAUUAUUAAAAUAU